GGAAGACCCAGGCUUUCAACGUAGGAAUGUGCUCCAGGAGACAGUCCUUCCGUUGCUAAACAAUCGUUUCCCGAAAUACGACAUUCGUGCGAAUCACCGUGGGUGUAUGUCCCUAGUACCGCAUGCAGUCGCCGCACUAGGGCACAUCACCGGUGACUCUCAAUCUAUUGAGGCCGUGCUUCUUCUGCAGGAGAACCUGGGGUUAAUUCUGGAUGAAAGUGGGGACACCACAGGCGCCCAGAUGUGAUACCAGCGGGCACUUGAUGGCCGUGAGAAGUCCUUCGGAAAAGACCACCCUGUCACUUUCGAUACCGUGCACAACAUGGCCAAUACUUUUCGGCAGCAAGGGGAUUAUGACAAGGCAUUGAUGUGGUACCAGUGGGCAUUAGACGGAUAUGAGAAGUUCCUCGGAAAAAGUCACCCAAGUAGCCUCGGUACCGUCUACAGCAUGGCCGUGGUGUAUAAAAACCAAGGGUAUUAUGACAAGGCAUUGAUGUGGUACCAGUGGGCACUUGAUGGCCGUGAGAAGAUCCUCAGAAAAGACCACCCCGACAUUCUCUAUACCGUCCAGAGCAUGGCCAACACUUUUCAGCAGCAAGGGAAUUAUAACAAGGCCUUGGUAUGGUACCAGCGGGCACUGAACGGAUUUGAGAAGACCCUCGGAAAUGACCACCCCAACACUCUCCAAACAAUCUACAACAUUGCCCUAGUUUUUAAAAACCAAGGGAACUAUGACGAGGCCUUGGUGUGGUACCAGCGGGCACUGGACGGAUUUGAGAAGACCCUCGGAAAAGGCCACCCAAACACUUUCCAAACCAUUUACAGCAUGGCUGUAGUGUUUCAAACCCAAGGGCACCACGACAAGGUCUUGUUAUAGUACCAGCGGGCGCUUGAUGGCCGUCGAAGCUUACUCGCCGACAAGAUCGAUGAGCGAUUGACGCCGAGCGACAUAUGAAAUCCCGUGG
Tricharina praecox is the source of this 965-nucleotide messenger RNA. RefSeq lists its product as uncharacterized. Bases 323 to 877 code for a protein of 184 amino acids. Gene Ontology annotation, molecular function: protein binding. The transcript has a single exon. Gene Ontology annotation, cellular component: kinesin complex. Lineage: Eukaryota; Fungi; Ascomycota; Pezizomycetes; Pezizales; Pyronemataceae. The record is from RefSeq and is a predicted model, not a curated record.